AUGCCUUUCGCAAAGGCGAAGAAGAAGGACACCGUCGGAUGGGUGGCGGCGGCGACGGAGGUGGAGGGCGGCCAAGACCAGCAGGCGCCCUUCUCCAGCAACGGCAUCAGCGCCGGCGGGGGGAGCCAAUUCUCGAGCAACAGCACCAGCGGCGCGGCCGAGCGGACGCGCACGUUGGACAUGGACCCCGAGGCCGUCUCGCAUGUUUGGAUCCCCGACCGACAAGACGUGUGGCGCCUGGCGAGGCUGGGGAGGACGACGAAGGACUUCGCCAGCGUGACCAUCCCGGGCAUCCAGGACGAGCCGUUCGACGUCCCCCGCGAGCACACGAGGGCGUGGGACCCUUCGCAUUCGCUCUACCUCGAGGAUGCGGCCAAGCUCAACAGCCUCCACGAGGCCGCUCUGCUGAGCCUCCUCCACACUCGCUUCUGCAACGACGACAUCUACACGUACACGGGGGACGUGCUCAUCUCCGUCAACCCGUACAAGACCAUCCCUCUGCUGUACUCGAUGCCCCACGACAACUCCGACGCCAUCAAGCGCAGGGUCACCGCCGGCGUGGGGAGGCUGUCUGAGAUCGAGAGACUCUGCGCCAACGGCGGCGGCGACGGCGGCGGUACUGAAGACGGGUCCGAAGACAGCGACUGCGACGACGGAUCGCAGCACCAGCGCGGGAGCUACGACACGCGAGGGAGCGAUAUGGGCGGGGUCUGGGGGGCGGGCGGCGGCGGCAACCAUUCGUCCUUUCGAGACCCCCGCGGGAGCGGGGGCGGGGCUAGCGUGACGUUUAGCGAGGGCGGCGGCGGGUUCCGCCCCGCCGGCGGUGGCGGCGGCGGCGGCGGCGGCGGGCGUGGCGGGGGGCACCCUGGGGAGAGCAAGAGCGAUUCGGUGCUGGACCACCCCCACGUGUACGCGGUGGCCGACAAAGCGCACCGUUUCAUGACGAACCCUACCGCGGGGAGGCUGUCCGGCGGCGUCGCGGGAGCGAGGAAGCGGGACCAGAGCAUCAUCAUCACGGGAGAGAGCGGCGCCGGGAAGACGGAGGCCGCCAAGUACGUGAUGAAGUACCUUAUCGCCGCAUCCAAGGCCGUCACCGCCGAAGCCGAGAACGGCGACCCCGCGGGCGGCAGCAGCAAGAAGGCGGGGGAGGGGGGGUCGUCGCGGGCGGCGCUGGCUGCUGCGGCGGCCGCCGCGGACACGGCGAGCGACAUGGAGAGGCGGCUGCUGGAGUCCACGGUUGUGUUGGAGGCCUUCGGUAACGCAAAGACGGUUCGCAACGACAACUCCUCUCGAUUCGGCAAGUACAUCAAGCUGCAGUACGGCGCGGACUGGAAGCUGGGCGGUGCGCGGACGCUGCCCUUCCUGCUUGAGAAGAGCCGCCUGGUGCACCAGGAGCACAACGAGAGGAACUACCACGUCUUCUACCAGCUGUGCAAGGGGGUGCCGGACGAGCUUCGCCAGAGCCUGAGCGUUGCCAAUGCCCCGGAGUUCGAGAUGCUUCGGAAGGGAGGCGUGUUCAUGCAGAGCGAUGAGGUGGAUGAUGCCGAGGAGUUCCACUGCCUGGCCUCCGCGCUGUCCACCCUGGGAGUGACCUCGGAAGAACAGGAGGGGCUCUGGCGGCUCCUCGCGGCCUUGCUGCACCUGGGAAACAUUAUUUUCUGGGAGACCGACGGCGACGGCGGUGACGGCGGCGACAAUGAUGGAGGGGACGAGGGUGGGUCGGGGCUUCGUCUGGAGAGUCCCCUGCUGGCGCUGGAGGACGUGGCGAGCAUGGCCGGGCUGCCCGCAGACCGCCUCGUGUCCUCCAUGCGCAAGAAGGUCGCGAUGACGGGGAGGGGGAGCUUCCUGGAGAUCCCGCUGAACCCUACCCAGGCCAGGGACAACCGCAACGGCCUGGUGAAGCACGUCUACGGGCAGGUUUUCAACUGGCUCGUGGGCAAGAUCAACGAGGCGCACAGGUCUGGAGGCGGCGCUGACAUGGCGGACACGGUAGCUUUCGUGGGCAUCCUCGAUAUCUUCGGGUUCGAGAUCAUGGUCCGCAACAGCUUCGAGCAGCUGUGCAUCAACUUCGCGAACGAGGUACUGCAGCAGCAGUUCAACAGCCAUGUCUUCGUCCUCGAGCAGGAGGAGUACGAGAAGGAAGGGUUGGACUGGACGAUGAUCGAGUUCCAGGACAAUCAGCCGGUGAUCGACCUCGUCUCUAAGAAGCCCCGCGGCCUCCUCAUCCAGCUCGAGGAGCAGGGGCUGCUUGGACGUAGGGCCAACAACAAGGCCCUCUUGCAGCUGUACCACAACACGCACCUGACCAAGAGCGCGUGCUACUCCAAGCCUCGCUUCGACUCGACCGAGUUCAUCGUGCUGCACUUCGCGGGAGAGGUGGUGUACGACAUCGAGGGUUUCUUGGAGAAGAACAACGACUCCCUCCACGACAACCUGCUGGACCUGCUGGAUACCACGGUCGACCCGUUCCUCCGCCGCGUGGUGGAGUUCGUCGAUCCCGAGGCUGGAACGACGGCGUACUCCCCGACGUCGCCGAUGUCCCCGACGUCCCCCGUAAGAACGCCUCCGGCGGCGGGCGGAGUGGCGGCGGCUACCGGGCGGUCGCCGCCCCCUUGGGCCAGCGGGGGUGCCGGAGGCGGCGGUGGUAACCUGAAGACGUUUUCUUUCGAGGAUCAGCGCCGGGGCGGGGGUGAUUGCGGGUCGUCCCCCGGGGCUGUCGGCGGCGGAUCCCCGGCUACCGCGCUCCGCUCCGUAGGCAGACAGGAGAGUCGUAAGCCGCGCAAUGCCGCUUCCGGCGGCGCGAGGGUGUCUCAGAUGUCGUCGACCGUGACCGUGUCCAAGGCUUUCCGGGGACAGCUGCAGAACCUCAUGGCCACCCUGCGCGCCACCGAGCCGCACUACAUCAAGUGCAUCAAGCCCAAUAACGUCAAGGCCCCGGGAGGCUUCAGUGCGCAUUUGGUGCACCAGCAGCUGAAUUACUCGGGAGUGCUGGAGGUGGUCCGCAUCCGCAGGGAGGCGUACCCCGGGCGCACGCCGUUCCUGGAGUUCUUCGAGAGGUUCGAGCUGUUGCAGCGGCAGCUGACGAGGGCGUCUGUCGACGGCGGCGGGGAGGGGGGAGGCCCUUCCCUGCCUUCGGCCGCCCACGCCACCGAGGAGGAGGCUAAGGAGGGUUGCCGCACCAUCCUGGAGGCCUUCUUGCCCGAGAAGUUGUACCAGAUUGGGCACACGCGGGUCUUCCUGAAGGAAAAGGGCCAGGACAUGCUCCGCUCGUGCAUGCGGAACGUUUACCACCGCAAGGCCGCCCUCAUCCAGGCGUGCGUCCGCGCGAUGCAGGGGUCGAUGAAGCUCAAGGAGAAGAAGGCCGCCGCCAUCGUCAUCCAUGCCGCCGCUCGCCGUUUCGUUCUCAGGAAACGCUACAGGAGCGUGCUGUCAAAGGUGUUGCUACUGCAGCGCUGGUACCGAAGCCGGAUGAUCCGGCAUAAGUACAAGGGCUGCAUCGCCUCGGCCGUUCUUAUCCAGAAGCGGGUCCGCGGCAUGCAGGCCCGGGAGUUCCGCCUGCUCCAAGAGGUUGCCGCGAUCACCAUCCAGAGGCACGCCCGCGGCAUGGAGGGGAGAAGGUAUGCCGGCCUGAUGCUGAUGGAGCUGUGGAUGGAGGAGGAAGAGAACAAGAGGAAGGCCGAGGAGUUCAGGAUAAGGAGGGCGGCGGCCAUAAUCCGCUCCUGGGUGCGGCGGAUGGUGCAGAAGUACGGCGUCAAGGCGCAAAGGGUGGCGGCCGCCCGGAUCCAGCGGGCUUGGCUUCGCCGCGCUCGCAACCUCUGGCUGGAGGAGAGGGUGGGACGUGUCUUCGCCAUCGCUCGGUCUGGAGAUGUGGACGGGAUGAUGCGCGAGCUUCGGCACAACCCGGACGUGCUGUUCAUGCGCGACAGGCACGACCGUUUCAAGACGCUGCUGCACCUCGCCGCGACCAGCGGCAGCACCUCCCUCCUGUCUCUGCUCGACCCCCUCCCCGAAGACGUCCUCGUUCUUGACAGCGACGGCUGCACCCCCCUGCACCACGCCGCCGCGUCUAGCAAGUACGACGUCGUCAAGUUCCUCGCCUCCAGAGCCAACGGGAGGGUGCACGCUCCGGCGCGUAUCAAGACGGACUCGGUGGACGCCUUCAUGCAGGAGACGCGCGCCACGAAGCGCAUUAGCAUGCGAAUCAUCCAGGAGGCGCGCCAGAGGGCGGGGGUGACCACCGUGAGGACCGGGGGUGUGCUGGGGACGCUGGCGGGAGGCGCGGCGGCCGUUCGCGGCCUGGCUUCGAAGGCCAUGGACACCUCUAUGCCUGCCAUGACGACCAGCAAGCCGGUGUUCCAGGGUUUCCUGAUGAAGAGGCGGGAGACGGGCAACUGGCAGAGGCGGUGGUGUGUUUUAACGGAGAGAGACAUGGAAUACUACCACUCCCGUCAGGGGAGGGGAAAGGGGAAGUCGGCGCCUGACCUGGCUCACUGCUUCGAGCUGCACUCGGGGAAGCUGCUGGGGGACAAGCGCAACCGUGAGGGGCGUCUGUACUUCAAGGCGUUGAGCGAGGAGGAGCUGUACUCGUGGAUGGUUCCUCUCAGGGUGCUGGUCGGCAGCCACAACUUGGUCCGGACCGGGGCCGCGGGUUCGAUGUGCUACGUCGACGUCGCCCGGAGGGUGGAGCUCGUCAACAUGCGCAACAGGGCGGGCGAGACGCCCCUGCACUACUCGGCGAAGGGCGAGGGCAAGGCGGAGAGGGACGCCAUUGGCAGGGUGCAGAUCGCCACUUGGCUGGUCGAGAACGGUUCGGAGGUGAACGCGGCAGACAAGGGCGGCUCGACCGCCCUCCACGUGGCCGUCCGUCGUGGACACGUCCCCCUCGCGGCUGCCCUAGUGAGGCGAGGCGGAGACCUUACCGUGGUGGACAGGCACGGCCGUAGCCCCCUGGAGCUUGUGAAUCGCGACCAGGACGUGGAGGACAUCGCCGUGGGGCACUUCAAGGCCGCGGAGAGGAGCCCGAUGCUGGCCCCUCCCGUGAAGCUGUCGUCGCUCACGUACCUGUCUUUCCACCUGGAGAGGCUGGUGAUGCACAGCACGGCCGACCUCCAGUCGCCCUUCAUCACUGUCUCCGUGCACGACUCGAGGGGACGCAGGGUGGAGGCCGCCCAGGACGCGAGCGCGCCGGUGGUCCGCCGCCCGAGCUACCUGUGGUGGUCCACCUCCUACCACAUGCAGAACCCGGUCGAGAACCUCGAGCCCGGCACGCGGCUGGUGUUCACCGUGAAGGACCAGAGCACGGAGGUGGUGUCGACCGGGCGGCGGGGGGUCGCGGGGAGCGGGGACGUGCGGGAGCUGGGGUGGGGCAUGAUCCACGUGAACAAGAGCACCAUGAGCUCCCAGGAGGUGAGCAUGGAGAUGUACCAAGCCCCGGUGGAUCUGUCGCAGAAGGCUCUCGUUCCCAUCGAUCUCUUCUUAUCGGGCUACGUUACCCUGACAACCGCCCAAGUCGACAUGGACGCCGCAGCAGCACGGCAGUCGUGA
This is a messenger RNA of Ectocarpus siliculosus, 5544 nucleotides long. Lineage: Eukaryota; Phaeophyceae; Ectocarpales; Ectocarpaceae. The record is from the annotation of a GenBank genome assembly.